Procambarus clarkii (red swamp crayfish) is the source of this 638-nucleotide messenger RNA. Its product is annotated as prothymosin alpha-like. The record is from RefSeq and is a predicted model, not a curated record. NCBI's taxonomy places the organism in Eukaryota, Metazoa, Arthropoda, Malacostraca, Decapoda, Cambaridae.
CUCUGCCACACGCACACACACCAACAUGAAGGCGCUGGUUUUGGUUAUCUUGGGUCUGGUUGUCCUGGCCGCUGCCCGCCCGUCUGACAUCAUUAACAUCGAGGAGGACCAUCUGGAGCACGAGCAGGAGGGCGUCCCGGGCACGGCCGUCGAGGGCGAGUACUCUUGGGUAGCGCCUGACGGUAAUGAGUACAAGGUCAAGUACGUCGCUGACCACCUUGGUUACCGCGUCCUCGAGGACAACGUCGUGCCCGAGGUCCCCGAGCUCGAGGACGACCUCGUGCCCCAAGGCCGAGCUCUCGACACCGAUAAUGUAGUCUCUGAUGAUGACGAAGAGGACACAGCUAAGCUUCGCGCAGCUGACGACGACGAUGACGAAGAAGAAGACACAGCUAAGCUUCGCGCAGCUGACGACGACGACGAUGACGAAGAGGACACAGCUAAGCUUCGCGCUGCUGACGACGACGACGACGAUGAUGACGAAGAGGACACAGCUAAGUUUCGCGCAGCUGAAGACGAUAGCGAAGAAAAUUAAGAACAGUUACCCAGUAUUAACUGUAAACAAGGAGCAGCGAGGUGGUGACCAGACGCGGGAGUAAACACGAUGAUUUCUUGUCAAUUAAAUAUUUUCUACAGUA